Molecule: messenger RNA, 2226 nt
Organism: Penicillium waksmanii
Lineage: Eukaryota; Fungi; Ascomycota; Eurotiomycetes; Eurotiales; Aspergillaceae
Exons: 4
Coding region: 1-2226 (741 amino acids)
Biological process (GO): positive regulation of transcription from RNA polymerase II promoter by galactose; DNA-templated transcription
Cellular component (GO): nucleus
Molecular function (GO): zinc ion binding; RNA polymerase II cis-regulatory region sequence-specific DNA binding; DNA-binding transcription factor activity, RNA polymerase II-specific
Source: RefSeq, a predicted model, not a curated record
AUGGAUGAACGACCCUUCAGCAAUGCAGCUGUCUUCAGCCCUUCGCAAAAGCGCUAUGCUGAGGAGAUACCGGGAACCAACCGCCCAAAGCGCGCAAAAUACGCCUCUGCCGCGUGCACUGAGUGCAAGAGAUGUAAAGUCAAAUGCAUAGAACUUGAUGAUGACGUACGUUGCCAGCGUUGCGCAACCAUGCACAUUCCCUGCGUUGUUGUUCAGACUGCCAUGCAGGCGACGAAAGAUAAAAAGAAGGAGAAGCAAAGGCUGAUUGAGCACAGCCAUUAUAGGCAGUUGAGCGACGACGUCGCGUCACUGCGUCGGGAGCUGACGGCGCUGACGGCAACCGUAAAUUCUCUCGCAGAGAGGGUUCCAGCUCAAUCGUCUGUCGCCGACUGCCGUACUCCGUGUGCGCAUCCUACAUGCCGAGUCUACAAUAGUACUAUUUCCCUCCGGAGCGGACAGCCAAGGGAGCCGCAAUUCGUCGGGCCAACACGGUCUGCCUUCAGCUUUAAUAUUGCCGAGACGGCGCUCACUCGUAUGGGUAUCUUAACAGAUCAACAUAUGCCCACAGCCCAGUCGUCAAAUGCUUCCUCACGAGAGCCAACUCCAGAACCAUCGCCAGAGGUUCCCGCGGCAACUUUUUGCUCGGAACCUGACUACCUGCUCAGCUUUUCUGAUGUUGAAAUUGCGCGACUCAUCGGCGUUUACCAAGAGGAAGUUGUCUGUUGCCACCCGAUCAUUGAUACCGAGUUACUAGUGCUCAACUUUCCACAUAUAUUAGAGUUGGCCAGACAUCCUGAUCGCCUGGAGGUCAUCUCACCGAAUCUUGAAACCAAAGACAUACACAUGCUUAGAAUAGUUAUAGCAACAGCGAUCACCACUGAGCCUCAGGGGAAGGGCGAGCUCUGCGACAAAUUGAUCGCCGCUGUGGAACAAGAUGUUGGGAGCAUUUCGAGUACUUUUGAAGUCGAACUGAAAGAUAUACAAAUCAUGGCCAUGCUAAGCAUCUACUUCUGCCAUAUCGAAGAAGAGCUGUUCGCUUGGCGUGCUAUUGGCCGAGCUGCUCGCCAGUGCUUGGAGAUGGGCCUCCACCGCAAGCAAAGCCUAUCCAAUCACUUCAAAGACGCAGACGCUCACGAUUUCGCCGUUCAGGUCUUCUGGGUAGUGUACGAGCUCGAUCGUCGAUGGAGCUUCGGCACCAGCCUUUCCUUUGCACUCGAUGAUCGCGACAUCGAUCCGAAAUUGCCCCAACCCGACGGCGAGCAUUCGUAUCUCAAGUACAUGGUCAGUUACGCAAGACUUUGCUCUAGGGUAUGGGAAGCGUUGCCGCCAUAUGGUUCCUCGUCACAAUGGAUACCGAAAGAAAAGGAGGACUACUUGGAAUUUGUCACUCAGGAGUGGCUUCUGUCGAUUCCGAAAGAAUUACAAUUCCGGCAUCCCCGCGUAGGGAUCGCGCCGAGGAAUCAGCCUCGGAAACUGCACCGUCUCCGGACUUUGUGUUAUCUCCGCGGCAAUUAUAUGCGCCUCCUUAUCCAUCGACACCAUGUGCUGAAUCCCGAAAACAUUAAGGCGGAUAUGCAAAGUGCGCGUCUAGUCGUUGAUAUUGCCAAAGAUAGUAUCGAGGUGUUGGUUCACUUGAACGGAACGAGCGAUAUAUACGUUCGCCAACAAGCUAUAUAUCAUUUCUAUCUGCUGAGCGGUCUUGCUAUCAUGCUUCUCGCUGUUUGCCACGCCCCAAACAUGUUUGCAGAGACAUGUAAAGACCCUUUUGUGUCCGCCGUGGAGCUUGUCAAAGGCUUCUCCCGCCACAGCUCCGCUAGUCGCAAGCUGUGGAAGAGCAUUCGUGGUCUUUUGCCUGUCGUUAGGUCACUUGGCGGUCAAGGAGAUGCAGCUAUUGCGAAGAAUACCACUGGUAUAAAUGAGACCGCUGCUCGAAGCUCUGAGUCGUGGGAGCACGACCAACCGCAAAAUGGGGCCACCGGAGAGACCAUUUGCGGGCCGCACAGCCUUUGGACGGACAACAACCCAACCUUCAAUGGAGACCUUGGCACUUCAAUACCCGACGUCUUUGACUUGAGCAACAACCUCAUGGACCUAUACAAUGCUUUCGGCGCAACCGGUACGGCUCAGCCGAUGCAGCCAGAAGCUGGAGUGGGCAACUUAAGUGGACAAGGUCCUUCCGGGUGGGAGAUGGAUGAGAUUUCGCGGCACUUCCAGGGCCUCAUUUGA